Molecule: messenger RNA, 342 nt
Organism: Oncorhynchus gorbuscha (pink salmon)
Lineage: Eukaryota; Metazoa; Chordata; Actinopteri; Salmoniformes; Salmonidae
Product: plasma membrane calcium-transporting ATPase 3-like
Exons: 3
Biological process (GO): regulation of cytosolic calcium ion concentration
Cellular component (GO): intracellular membrane-bounded organelle
Molecular function (GO): P-type calcium transporter activity; PDZ domain binding
Source: RefSeq, a predicted model, not a curated record
GUACCCAUGUGAUGGAGGGUUCGGGUAGGAUGCUGGUAACAGCUGUGGGGGUCAACUCUCAGACUGGCAUCAUCUUUACACUGUUGGGGGCCGGAGAGGGGGAGGAGGAAGAGGAGGAGGAGGAUGACAAGAAGAAGAAGGGGAAGCAGCCCGAAGUGAUGAUGGAGAACAACCAGAAUAAAGCCAAGAAGCAGGACGAGGCUGUAGCCAUGGAGAUGCAGCCUCUGAAGAGUGCAGAGGGAGGAGAGGUGGAGGAGAAGAAGAGAGGCAACACCACAAAGAAAGAGAAGAGUGUUCUACAGGGUAAACUCACCAAACUGGCUGUGCAGAUUGGGAAAGCAG